AUGAGUUCUGACCGAGAGGAGUAUGACAUGGUCUGUCAGAAAGCUGUGACCCUAAUUGUUGACCUUUGCCUGCACAACAGCUCCCUGUUGGACCAGGACACCUGUCAGGAUUACCUCUUCCUGUUGUCCAGCCACAGCUCUGACCGCAAAGAACUGGGAGGGAUCAAGAGAGGAAAAGUGAGAGACACUGUCACUGACGCUUCUUUUGGCCUCCUGCUCGGUGUGUUUGUGGUCUGCGGCCUGGCUCUGCUGGGCCUCCUCACAUUUAUCUCCUGGAAGCUGUGCCGUGCACCUUGGCGAGCAAAGGCCCGUUUCCCCAGCCCAUCCCUCGCCACGGCCUGUGACCCAGAGGACUGCGCGCUCCAGCCGCCUCCCCUUCUGCCCAGCCCCCUGCAGCAGCAGCAGCAGCCGCCGCCGGUCACCAUGGCGACAGAGAAGGUGAAGGACCCCAUGGGCUCCAUAGGUUUCCUGGAGGCUGCGGUGAAGAUAAGCCAUACAUCUCCCGACAUCCCCACCGAUGUGCAGCUCUCCAUGAGGGAGCACUUCCUGCGCCGCACGCAACGCAUGCAGAGGCAAACCACUGAGCCGACUUCCUCCACUCGGCACAAUUCAUUCAAAAGACACCUGCCCAGGCAGAUGCAGGUAGGCAGUCUAGAUCUGGGAAAUGACUACGUGGCGGACAAUGACGAAAAGCCCACCGGCAUCGGCCGCAUCCAGCCAGAGCUCUACCAACAGAAGACUCUGGAAUCGGAGGAUUCCUCCAAGCACGGCAGCAGCAAAAACUGUGGCAGGAUUAAUUUCUCUCUCAAGUACGACUAUGAAAAUGAGGCCCUCAUAGUCAACAUCCUCAAAGCGGCAGACCUGCCUGCCAAGGACUUGUGCGGCACAUCUGACCCUUACGUGAAGGUGUACCUGCUGCCUGACCGCAAAAAGUUCCAGACUCGUGUCCACAGGAAGACCCUCAACCCCACAUUCAGCGAGAGCUUCCAGUUUCCUGUGCCUUACAGUGACCUGCCGGUCAGGAAGCUCCAUAUGAGCGUCUUUGACUUUGACCGGUUUUCACGUCAUGACAUGAUCGGGGAGGUGGUGCUGGACAACUUGUUUGAGACGUCGGACCUCUCCAGAGAGACGAACAUAUGGAGGGACAUCCAAUACGCCACCAGUGAAAGUGUUGACCUUGGAGAGAUCAUGUUCUCACUAUGCUACCUGCCCACCGCAGGCAGACUCACACUCACUGUCAUCAAGUGCAGGAACCUCAAGGCCAUGGACAUCACUGGAUACUCAGAUCCCUACGUCAAAGUGUCGCUCAUAUGUGACGGGAGACGUUUGAAAAAGAAGAAGACGAGCAUAAAGAAGAACACGCUGAAUCCCACCUACAAUGAGGCCAUCAUCUUUGACAUCCCGCCUGACAGCAUGGACCACGUCAGCCUGCACAUCUCUGUCAUGGACUACGACUUGGUAGGUCAUAAUGAGAUCAUUGGUGUGAUGAGGGUUGGAUGCCAUGCAGAGGGACUUGGCAGGGACCACUGGAACGAGAUGCUGGCUUAUCCACGCAAGCCCAUUGCACACUGGCACCCCCUGCUGGAGUCCAAGAAGUCUGAGAAGGAGUGGAAGGCGAGGACAGCCAGCUUUGACAGCCAAGGCUCCUGCCCCUCCCCCCGGCCCCCUGCGAGUCCCUGAGCAGAGCCACCUGUGACCCAGCAGCCCAGAAGGGGGUUUCCUCCCUCCUGCUGAUCCACUUCCUGUCUGUCUGAUUGAGGAGAAACACAACCCCACCGUCUCUCCCUCUCUCUCCCUAUCUCCCUCUCUCACAGUCCCUCCCUUCCUCGAGUCUGGUCCCAGAGCGCUCCAAAGAACUGAUUUAGGACCACCGUCAAGUCAGUUAGUUGUGUGAAGUGCAGUCUUUUCGGGUUUUAGGAUUUGAAGUGUGGGUGUUGUGAUGACCCAGAGCUGCCCUCGUCGUCCUGUGAGGAGACUGGCUGGGCGUCCGGUGUGCAGACAUUUAAUAUGAGGUGGACGGAUCUCAGUGGAGACUUUCCACAGGCUUAAGAUUCAGCUUUGAGCUGCAGAGACUCUUUGAUGGAGAGCAGCGGAAGUUUCACCGAGUGCUGAGGACUCGGCCAGAGAAGAAAAAAACUUCAACUGGAUCUGAAGCAAUUUCAAAAACUCUCCAGCUCUCUGUCAUUGAAUUUUAAAAUGCUGUAUUAGCAUAAAAACCAUUCUGAACUGUAGCAUUUUGGAACUAUUAGAUGUAAAACU
Molecule: messenger RNA, 2259 nt
Organism: Plectropomus leopardus (leopard coralgrouper)
Lineage: Eukaryota; Metazoa; Chordata; Actinopteri; Perciformes; Serranidae
Source: RefSeq, a predicted model, not a curated record